Larimichthys crocea (large yellow croaker) is the source of this 2080-nucleotide messenger RNA. It is a transcript of the gene herpud2, whose product is annotated as HERPUD family member 2. The coding region runs from base 365 to 1636 and encodes 423 amino acids. The record is from RefSeq and is a predicted model, not a curated record. Gene Ontology annotation, biological process: endoplasmic reticulum unfolded protein response. NCBI's taxonomy places the organism in Eukaryota, Metazoa, Chordata, Actinopteri, Sciaenidae. Gene Ontology annotation, molecular function: protein binding. The transcript has 9 exons.
CGAUCAGCUGUUUUGAAAGGGGGGCGAUGACGUCGCUUCCGGUUUCACACCCGACAUUACAACAACAAGGCGAGCCGAGCCGAGCCGAGCCGAGCCCGGGGACGACGGAGAGACGACGGUACCGCGAAGAGCGAGCAGAAACACCUGAAGAACUCCCAUCGAUAUAUAAAAUCCACCGACCUCCACCUGAGAUGAGGUCGAUGUUGUAGCGGGGGAACCCGCCCCCUUCACACACACACUCUCAGCAGGGACAGGUUCAGGUGUGUUGAGUCCAGAAUGGAGAGGAUCUGAGGGGAACCUUUCUCCUCAGGUGAAGUCCUGAGUCGUGACACGAAGCUCUCCUGAGCUCAGAUUCUUCAGAGCCAUGGACGCUGGGGCGCUCGACAGUCCCGUGACCCUGGUCAUUAAAGCCCCCAACCAGAAGUAUGAAGACCAGACCAUCAACUGCUUCCUCAACUGGACGGUGGAGAAGCUGAAGAGUCACAUCUCCAACGUGUACCCCAGCAAGCCGCUCUCCAAAGAUCAGCGGCUGGUGUACUCGGGAAGGCUCCUUCAGGACCACCUACAGCUCAGAGACGUGCUCCGAAAGCAGGAUGAAUACCACAUGAUGCAUCUGGUGUGUACCUCUCACAGCCCCCCAGCCUCGCCCACGCCUCGCAGCCCCUCCACGGCCAACCCUUCCUCUUCAGAGUCCAGCAGUUCAGACAGCACCAGCUCCGCCUCACCUGCCACCACAUCCAGUCAGGACAGUCAGCCCGCCUCCUCCUCGUCUUCCGGCCCAGGAAGUUAUGACGGCCUGAGGUAUCGCAGAGGCUUCGGCCAGUACGACCCUCAGAGCCCGGCUGGCGUCCCUCAGUGGCCGGAUGGAGCCCAGGUCCCUCUGCAAGGCGGCCUGCCUGCCAACAUGCCCCCUCACCCCAUGUACAUGCCCAUGCAGAUGCUGUGGUGGCAGCAGAUGUACGCACACCACUACUACAUGCAGUAUCAAGCAGCAGUAGCUGCCUCUCAGCCUCCCAGCACCUCCGCUCCUUCCUCUCCCACCUCCUCCUCCUCCUCCUCCUCCUCCUCACCCCAUCAACCCGCCCAGCCCAACGAAGCCGCGCAGCCCCCGCUGGGGCCCAACCCGGACCCCAACCCUUUACCCGAGAACCAGCCGGCCAACCCCAACAUCCAGAUGAACGCGCAGGGCGGGGCGGUGUUAAACGACGACGAGCUGAACCACGACUGGCUGGACUGGUUGUACACGGUGUCUCGCGCCGGCGUCCUGCUCAGCAUCGUUUACUUCUACUCCUCGUUCAGCCGCUUCGUGAUGGUGGUGGGAGCCAUGCUGCUCGUCUACCUACAUCAGGCCGGCUGGUUUCCCUUCAGACUGGAGCAGCAGAACCUUCGAGGAGGAGAAAGAGCCCAAGCUCCUCAGGAGGAGGAGGGACACCAGGACAUCCAGGAAAUGGAACGUCUGAUGGAUGAGGGGAUAGAGGACGACGACAGCGGUGAGGAAGGAGGUGGAGGCCCUGACGAGCAGGCCCAGGCUGCUGCUGCUGUCCCCGAGCCGAGCUUCCUCUCCACAGCCUGGUCCUUCAUCAGCACCUUCUUCACCUCGCUCAUCCCCGAGGGACGGCCCCAACCGGCCAACUAGACCGGACCUCCCGGGCUCUGCCAGCAGGUACCGCUCUGCAGAAGUGUCACACUUCACACCUUCGUCUUCAGACCCUUCCCGCCUCCGACACGCUGCCAACAAACGGACAAACAGACGGCGAGCGUGCGGGAGAACAAUAAAUAUCACGUCGUGUUAACGGAGUCAAAGCUUCAGUAGUUUUAUUUUUAAAUGUAUUUAAGCUGACGGUGAGUUCACUGACACGCCGGAGGGAGCCGUCUUCCAUUUUAAGCAGAGGGACAGAAGACAAAUCAUAAAUCAUAGAGACGUUUUCAUGAAUGCACACUGUGCGUCGUGACACUGCAGCUACUGAAGCACAUUGUUUUCCCACUUUGUGUAUUUGAACAUUAUCUAUUUACACAUGUAAGUAUAUGCAUCUUUAAUUCCUGAAUAUGCUUUUUUCAAUAAAAAAAUCUCGCUUCGGUC